AUUGGUACUCAGUACUUUGUAUAAGAGGUAGUAUAUAUCUCUAAUACGUAUUUGAAUGAAAUAGAAUUGGAAUGGCCUUUUAUUCUCAUUUGUAAAAUAUAGUAUGUAUGACCUUCUCCAAUAGAAAUAUAUAUUUUUUUCUUUAUAUUCCCAUUUAUAAAAUAAUUUUAUUUUGAAUUAUUUUCACACCACCAUUUUUUUUUUGAAAGAACGCACCACCAUUUUCUAUAUAACUGGUGAUUAGUUUGUGAAUUUACUAAAAAAAAUAUUGUUACAAACUAUAACAACAAAAAAUUACUUUCUGUGGUAGAGAACAAAUGGAUCAUAACGAUGGUGGAAACUCAAGCAGUGAACAUACUUCGGUAAAUGCCAAGAAAAGAGAGAAAAGAACUUAUCGUCGCCACACUUUUCAACAAACCCAGAGACUUGAAGCUUAUUUCAAGGAAUGUCCUAAUCCAGAAGAAUCACAACGGCUCAGUUUAGGUGAAGAGCUGAAUCUUGAGCCAGACCAAAUCAAAUUUUGGUUUCAAAACAAGAGAACUCAAAACAAAACUCAGAUUGAAAGAAAUGCUAACAUCUUACUUCGUGAAGAAAAUAAAAAGAUCAAAUGUGAAAACGAAGCUAUGCUAGAGGCUUUAAGGAUCGUGACUUGUCCAGAUUGUGGUGGUCCUCCUCUUGGUGUAGAACGCGGCCACAAUUUCCAAAACUUGAGUCUAGUAAACACUUUUCUCACAGAACAGCGUGACGAAAUGGCAAACACUGUAUCCAUGAACCAGCACCAACAAAACAUGGUGAACUUAUUCGCUUCUGUUCAGGGACAACAAAUCUUUGAUACUCACACCUCGUAUGGAACUAUUCCAAACAGUCUCAUGAACGAUCCAUCGAACUCAGUAGGAUCAUCAACUUCUCAAGACAUCCAACUACAACUGAUAUCCCAAAUGGAUAUAACGCAAUUGUCUGAAACUGCGACAAGAGCCGUUGAAGAGCUCAAGCGGCUAUUUGUUACGGAAGAUUUGUGGGUUAUGUCGUCUAUCGAUGGAACAUAUGUGAUUGACCAAGAGAGUUAUGAGAAGUUCUCGCACUCGAUCAAACAUUUCAGGAAAUUGAGUGCUCGUGUCGAGUCUUCCAAAGAUGUCACGGUGGUUCCUAUAGAAGCAACGAACUUGAUUGAAAUGUUCUUGGAUUCGGAAAAGUGGAAAAGUCUUUUUCCAACGAUCGUGGCCAAGGCCAUGACGAUUCACAAGCUCGGAUCCGAGCUUCCCAUCAACGAAAACUGCAAUAACUUGCAAGUGAUAUGGGAGAAACUACACAUUCUGUCGCCGCUAGUGCCACCAAGGGAGUUUAUGAUCGUCAGGUGCUGCCAAAAGAUCGAUGAAGGGAUCUGGAUUGUUGCUGAUGUGUCACAAAGAAUCGUUGACUCUGACCAAAUCAACUCUUUUUGCUAUAAACGUCCUUCUGGCUGUCUCAUCAGAGCAUUUCCCGGUGCUCACUCCGAGGCAUGUCUUCAUUGCCUUGAUCUCACAUGUUUCUCUAUUCUUAAAAUGUAUACGUUAUAUAAUUUGAAGUUAAACGAAAUAAUGCAGGUAACAUGGAUAGAGCAUGUGGAAGUUGACCAUAAACCCGAUGCACAUUGGUUAUAUAGAGAGCUUUUAUGUGGCGGCUCAGGAUACGGGGCUAAGCGUUGGACCACCACUCUGGAAAGAAUGUGUGAGAGGAUGGCUCUCUCCUCCAUCCUAACCAUUCCGGCUACUGACUGGAGCGAAGCUAUAGCGACAGUGGAAGGCAGAAUGAGUGUAAUGAAAUUAGGGGAAAGAAUGGUGAUGAACUUCAACGAGAUGCUGACCAUGUCCGGGAAAGUUGACUUUCCACAGCAGUCCAAAUGUGGAGUCAGAAUCUCGAUCAGGAUGAACCAUGACUCCGGUCAACCAUCCGGUUUAGUUGUCAGUGCUGCGUCUUCUUUCUCAGUUCCGAUCACUCCUUUGCAAGUCUUCGACAGCCUGCUAAACAAUGAGACUCGUCACCAGUGGGACGUUCUUUGCUAUCGAUCCGCAGUCUCUGUGACCGCUCGCAUUCUCACCGGAUAUAAUGAAAACAACUACAUCACCAUUCUCCAGCCCACACAAAGAGAGGAUGAUGUCAUAUCUAUGUCACAAGGCCCAACGAGGAACAUGAUGAUGCUACAAGAGUGUUACAUGGACGCAUUAGGAGGCAUGAUAGUAUACGCUCCUCUCGACAUGGCUUCAAUGAGUCUCGCUACUUCAGGUGAAGUCGACCCUUUGAAAAUUCCAAUCCUUUCUUCUGGUUUCACCAUCUCAAACGAUGGCCGGCGAUCCAUGGUGGCUGAGGAGGGUGGAACUAUACUCACGGUGGUCUUUCAGAUCCUUGUCUCUGAAGACAGGAGGAUAAGAGGGCUGACUGAGCAGUCAGUGGACACGGUGACGAGUUUGAUCAGCUCCACUGUUCGAAACAUCAAGCUCUUGCUCAAUUGUCCUCUUGAGUGAGAAUGGAAGAUUCUCCUUUUCUCUUUUUUUUUUUACAACUGUUUGAGAUGUUUUUAUUUAUUUUUGGAUUUUGCAUGA
Molecule: messenger RNA, 2579 nt
Organism: Brassica napus (rape)
Lineage: Eukaryota; Viridiplantae; Streptophyta; Magnoliopsida; Brassicales; Brassicaceae
Product: homeobox-leucine zipper protein HDG8-like
Exons: 9
Coding region: 318-2501 (727 amino acids)
Molecular function (GO): DNA binding; lipid binding
Source: RefSeq, a predicted model, not a curated record